AUGAUUAGUAAGAAGAGACGUCGGCGCGUUGCCGAUGAGAAUCGAAAGAGAGCCCCACGAGCAUGCGACCGCUGCAAAGCGAGGAAAAGCAAAUGCGUGGAAUUGGACACCGGAGGAAAAUGUCAGCGCUGCGAAUUGCACAAUCUCACAUGUAGAUUUGAGAAGGAGAAGUCACCAUGUUUUUCAAAUCCACCUCAAUCGUCACCACAACGUUCUGAGCCUGCGCCUGUGCCUGUGCUUGAACCUGGAGCAGCACUUGAUCUUUCCAAUUCCUCGGGAAGUGUUCCAUGUGAUAACAUGACUGAUGAGAGCCAUGAAAUUCUUUCUCAAUCUUCUACAUUGUCGAAGGGGCUUGCAAACCAUGGAAUAGAUCAAUCAAAGAGGGCCCCGUGGCCGAAUAUCUUAUCCCGACUCCGAGAGGCGUUCUCGCUCGAUCCUCACGCCGCUCCAGAAGAAGGAGAUAUGUUUGCAAUGCAAGCACGUAUGACUAGUUCAAGAGAGCCACAUGCUUCUGAAUUAUCAAGAUUAUGCGCUGUUAUUGAUUCCUUUCCACCGCGCCCUGUGGCAGAUUUCCUCUUAACAGUAUUCAUAGAUCAUGCAACAGACACUUUUUUUUACGUUGACCAACAUCAAUUUCUAUCUGACAUUGAUGAGUUCUACCUCGAUGUGAACUCAUCUUUACGGUCUGACCCAGGGUUUGUAUGCCUUGCAAUGGCUGCCUUCGCGUUAGGAAGUCAUUGGACUUGGGUUGUCAGACCAGAGGGCAGAGGGUCUAGCUACAAUAGGGAGAUCGAUCUUGGGCGAGUAUUUUACCGCCAUGCCAAAACCAUCGUUCCCGACAUCAUUGAUAGGUCAUGUCUAAGGUCCAUUCAGGCCGUCUUUAUUCUUGGUGUCUAUCUAAUGCCCGAAAACGCUAUCGGCUCUUCUUACAUCUACAUGGGCAUAGCAUUGCGUAAGGCGAUGGCUUUAGAUUUACAUGUGCAAACAGAGGAUCAGGGAAUGGAUGGGCGAGAAAGAGAGAUCCGACGUCGGCUCUGGUGGUCUAUCUACUCUCUUGAACGGUGCACUACAAUAAAAUUGAAUCGGCCUAGAUCUAUUUGUGCAGAUUCAAUAACCGCAUCACAUCCUUCGCCAUAUGCACCACUUGAUCAAUUGCAGAAAUAUGACAAUAUCCAAUAUCAAAUGGCCUACGACCGGUUGAUCAAAAUCCUUGACCAAAUUGCCGAUCUUAGUGACGUAUUGACGGAUCCGGCGGAGCUCUCUCGCUGUAUGAGUUCGGCAGCGGACCUGAAAGCGUGGAAAAAUUCUUUGCCCGCAGAUUUCAAGCUGAGCAAAAUCAGCUCUAAAACUUCAAGUUACCGCACAGUGUUUCAUCUCUAUCUUAACUACUAUUAUGCAUGGAUCACAAUGGGCAAAGUCGCACUUGUUACAGUCGCUCGAACAAAACUGAGACAAAACUCACCAUCUGAACUAAAGCCGCCACACGUUGAUGAGAUAGUCCAAAAUAUGGCAGAAUCUUGCGCAAAGUCUGCUAGGAAGAUUCUUCGACUCUUUGAACAAGUUACGGGUACACACAAUGUUACAGGCUUCUCUUUCACAGAUUUCCAAGGAUGCAGCAUCGCAACCAUCGUGACCCUGCUUGCUGGAAUAUUGGAACGCGAUUCUGGUUACGAAGCCAGUAUUAAAUUUGGCCUCAAUUGUCUCAGGAGGAUGUCAAGAGGAAAUAUGACGGCAAAAAUCGGCGUCAAAUUUGUCGAGGCUGUGCAGUCGAUUACAAACGAGGCAAGAAGAAAGUAUGAUGAUGCCACGACCUUCUCUCGAGAUCAUUUACGAAAUCCGGAUGCAACCAUAGAUUCUGGAUAUAGUGAGUGGGCUGAAUGGAUGAGAGAACAAGAUGCUUCUCAAAGGAAAGAUAGGACUGGGUUUUCACGUGAUAAUGCAAUCAACAAUGAUGUGAUUAUACCGCAAGAAACAGCUGCUUGGCAGCUUUCUCAUCCCACACUAAGUGGAGAAUCAUCGUGGCAAGCCACUGGAGAUUCGAUCUUCCCUGCGAGUUCACUGAUACCUGAAGACUUCGGGGCAGACACUGCAGUAUCGCAGCCGUCAGAAAUAGAUUUGGAUGUUCUUCAUGGUCUUCAUACUGAUGAGCACACAUUCUUUAUGGGCCUCACUGGCCUGGAUUCUCUAGACUUCUCUGAGCUUACAGGCCAACUAUAA
This is a messenger RNA of Penicillium taxi, 2217 nucleotides long. Its product is annotated as Zn(II)2Cys6 transcription factor. Gene Ontology annotation, biological process: regulation of DNA-templated transcription; DNA-templated transcription. The transcript is spliced from 6 exons. The record is from RefSeq and is a predicted model, not a curated record. Gene Ontology annotation, molecular function: zinc ion binding; DNA binding; DNA-binding transcription factor activity, RNA polymerase II-specific. The coding region runs from base 1 to 2217 and encodes 738 amino acids. Lineage: Eukaryota; Fungi; Ascomycota; Eurotiomycetes; Eurotiales; Aspergillaceae.